Physcomitrium patens is the source of this 3393-nucleotide messenger RNA. RefSeq names its product calcium-dependent protein kinase 26. Gene Ontology annotation, biological process: protein phosphorylation. Lineage: Eukaryota; Viridiplantae; Streptophyta; Bryopsida; Funariales; Funariaceae. Gene Ontology annotation, molecular function: ATP binding; calcium ion binding; protein kinase activity. The record is from RefSeq and is a predicted model, not a curated record.
CCCCAUUCGUUUGCGACGGCGAUUAUACUUUCCAAGUACCCCAAUUUCAAGUCAAAGCUCAUGCCUCUCACUCUCUCGCGUUGUUUGGGUGGUUCAUGAACCCUCAACAAUCUCUGUGCUCCUCGCUCUUCAUACGUGGGCUCUCCCUCUCACAAGGUAAUCUAGCAAUGGUCGUCUUUCCACAAACUGCAGUAGAGAAGAUCCUCUAUCAAAAACAGUGAAGCUUUCCCAAUUGGAAAACUUGGUAAAAUUUCGAAUAGCUUCGUAUCACUGACUCAAGAGAGGGACGAUCGUAAAAAUAAUCCUGUUUCGUGUCCUCCUCUUCAUCCUCCAAUGCUUGAGAGUUUUCCAUGAGAUUCUAUUACCUCCGAAACUCCUCUAACAUCAAUCAAUUCCCAAGCUUGGGAUCCAAACACCACACACGAACCCACAUCAUCAAUCCUCAGAGAACACCAAAAGAGGCACUGAUGCUUUCUCGACUGAUGUCGUCCACCAUAGACUAUUGCAAUUUCGGACUUGAACUGGGUGUGAUCAAACGUAAGAGGGAAUACUUUUUGAAAAAUCCAAUCGCCAUGCCAAAACCCACAUUUGACCUCACAUCCACUCUGUGUCGCACAACAAGUAAGCUUCUCCAGAAUGAAAAACUGUGACCUAGAGUGCCGCAUUGGAGGCAAAUGAUGCUGUUACUGCUGCUGAAUUUGCAAUUUCAAAUUGCAGGUAAAUUGGACAAUGAAUCUCCAAUGUUUGCUAAUGCCUAACCCACAAUGGCCAAGUCCCCUCCGCCGAAUUCCAUCCAAAUGUCUGCAGUGCUCGAUCACCGUGGUUCAAAUGUCAUUCCACAUGAUUUAAUUUCGUCGCUUGACAGAGAAUCCAACUUGGUGAAUUUAAAGGUGGGAUACAACAAAGCAGAGCUUGAAUUAUCCCCCGGUUACGAGUUGCCGACUGCCCCCACUAAAUGGUGAUCAUCUCUCAGAUAAAUCUUCGCUUGGUUCCCACAAGGAAACAGACUUCGUGUCAGCAAUGUGCAUCAGCAGCAACUUGCGGACAUGUUUGUGUGGGAGAGCGCAGAAUGGACGUGUUUUGAAAGACCACCGCUCAACCUGACGACAGAGAGCGGUUUUGGUGAUGGAACUAUUGGAAAGAUUGUUUUCACACUUCAAGAUAGAUGGGAAUUUGUUCAAGUUGUCCAAGCCCAGACAACACACCGAGAGUAGCUGUUGAAAAAAAACCAGAGGUUAAGUACACAACCCAGAACUCAAAACAAGUUGAAGGAGUGAUUCAAGCCAUAAAAGCUAGUGACAACAAAGAUCAAAAGAAGGGGAAGCUAACUGUUUGCGUCUUACAACACGUCACUGAGGACGUGAGGGAUGUUUACACUCUAGGGAAGAAGUUGGGUGCUGGAAAUUUCGGCAUCACCUAUUUGUGCACCGAAAAGAGCACCGGUGAUGAUUAUGCUUGCAAGACUAUUUCGAAGAAGAAGCUUAAGUCGAAGGACGAUGUUGCAGACGUUCGGAAAGAGCUCCAAAUCAUGCAUCAUUUAUCUGGUCAUCCAAACAUUGUGGCUAUCAAAGGUGCAUUUGAAGAUGAGGCGUCUGUGCACUUCGUUAUGGAGCUAUGCGCUGGUGGCGAACUCUUCACUCGCAUCACUGAGAAGGGGCAUUACAGUGAGGCAGCUGCAGCUUCUGCGAUGAGAACCAUCGUCAGCGUGAUAGAAACUUGCCACAUUUUGGGUGUCAUACAUCGCGAUUUGAAGCCUGAGAAUUUCCUUUUGCUGAACAAGCGGGAGGAUUCACCUCUGAAGGCAACGGACUUCGGGUUGUCCACGUUUUUCAAACCUGGUGAAGUGUGCAAAGAUGUGGUGGGAAGUGCAUUCUACGUUGCACCAGAGGUUUUGAGAAGGAAGUAUGGACCCGAAUCCGACAUCUGGAGUGCAGGCGUGAUCCUGUACAUUCUGCUCUCAGGAGUGCCGCCGUUCUGGGCAGACACAGAGGAUGGCAUCUUUGCCGAGGUGCUGAAGGCGAAAGUGGACUUUGACACGGACCCAUGGCCUAAAAUAUCCAAAGAUGCAAAGGAUCUCAUUCGAAAGAUAUUGAACCCAGAUGUUAAAGCGAGGCUUACAGCAAGUGAAGUGUUGGCGCAUCCAUGGGUACGAGAGAAAGGUGUGGCAUCAACGAAGCCCAUGGACUCCUCGGUGCAGAACCGGCUCAAGCGCUUCGCGGCGAUGAACAAGAUGAAGAAACUGGCAGUGCGCGUGAUCGCGCAGUCGAUGUCGGAGGAAGAGAUCGCGGGGCUGCGCAACAUAUUCAAGAUCAUGGAUGUAGAUGGGAGCGGCACUAUCACGUUUGAGGAGUUGAAGCAAGGGCUACAGAAGGUGGGGUCCAACAUGAGGGAGGCGGACGUGCGCGACCUGAUGGACGCAGCGGACGUAGACAAGAACGGGACGAUCGACUAUGGGGAGUUUUUGGCGGCGACGAUCAACAUGAACAAAGUGGAGCGCGAGGAGAACAUGCUGGCGGCGUUCCGGUACCUGGACAAGGACAACAGCGGGUACAUCACGGGCGAGGAGCUGCAGAAUGCGUGCGCGGAGUUCAACAUGGGUGAGAUGAACCUGGAGGACCUGAUGCGCGACGUAGAUCUGGACAACGAUGGCCGCAUCGACUACCAGGAAUUCGUGGCCAUGAUGCGCAAGGGCACGGGCACCGCGCCCCCGCAGCGCGGCGCCCGCAUGGAGCCCUCCUUCGGGAUCCAUCCACGAAGAGAAAGUUCCGGGGCCUUAAUACCGCCACGAGCUUUCCGUCCGUCGGGAAGGUACAUUUAUCUUCAAAUAGAAGAGACAUUCGUCCAUUUGAUGCCGAGGAUCCGAUGGUCUUGUGGAUGUUUGCAUGAGCUCAGCCUGGCGUGCGGAGUGGCAAGAAUCGCCGGAUCCUUGCACAGCAUCUGGGAUCCUAUUUUCGCCCUAGUUAGCAUCGUUGAGAAUCGCCAUGAAGCUAUCGCUGCUUCCGUGUGGGCCACGCCAUGAAGCUCAGAUCAUCUGGACAAUACUCAGAGGUGUGGUGUUAGGGGAGUACUGGCUCAAAAGGAACGCGAAGGUUUUCAACCCCGAAGACUGGGCUCUUGAGCAAAUUACAGAAAGAUCAUGGAAAGGCCAUGAAGGCUAUGGUCGCCUAGAAUGGAAAAACAUAACACACGCCUAGGCUGAUGAUGAACCAGCCUAUUUCAUCUUCGAUCAUUUUGACAAAACCUGGGGUCCCAAUAACCUGCUCUGUACUAGAACAGGAACUGGAAUACAAUGGCUUAGUUGCAAUAAUAGACGUACAUUAUAUAUAUAUAUAUAUAUAUACAUAUACAUUAAAAUAAAAAAAAUAAAAAAGGUCCUACUUAAAGGUUGUAAUA